GCAGAGGAACGAGUGAUGGACUCUCAGACCGAGGCGACCGGCGGCGACGUAGAUGACGUCGCCGUACUGAAGGAGAUGCGCCUUCAACUGGUGGACGCCAUUGACGCCCGCCGCGUCGUGCAGCAGGACCUGCUCUCUGCUAUCCAAACACUCGUACCUGACAUCGCAUCUUCCCUCGACAUUUCCCUUCGCGUCAUCUCUGCCUUCACCGGCCGAUCCUUCUCCCCUUUUCCUAAACCAAACCCUAACCCUAACCGCAGCGGCGCUUCCGUCUCGAAUCCUAGCGCUAAAACCCCUUCCGAGUCCCGUCGCCGACUUCUCCCAGACUCUAAGCCCUUGCCCCGUACCCGCCGGAAGACCUCUCCCACCUCGGUACGUUCUUCCCGCGACCGUUUCUAUGCUGAGCAGGACGAAGGAAGCAGCGGCGGAAUCGCGGGAGAUCGCCUUUCGGUCGUUCGCACUAUGGUAGCUGUGUGCCUGCUUGAGUUAGUUCCCUUCACGGAAAUUGAUUCGGCCGCACUGCUUCGUCGGCUGGAGAGCGAUCAGUCUUCGGCCACAUCAGCUGAGAAGGCUGCCAUGGUUGAGCUUGGCGGUGAAUUUGGCGCGAUAUCUGCGGUUGAGACAGCUCUCCGUCGAAUUGCUGAGGACAGCGGCGGUGUGCAGCUGGAGGACUUCACGGUUAAUGGGAAGUCGAUGUUAAUGGUCUGGGGCAUUGACAGGAGCAAGCUGCUUAAGGAACUACCGGAGAGUUCUCAACAGCAGCAGUUACAGCCACUUGAUUUCGGUUCUGGUGAUGUAAAUAGUCAGAUUCAGGCAGCAGUAUUGCCUGCAGCUGAACGAGGUACCUCUAUGAUGCCUAGGCCACCCCAUGAUCUGUGGAUGGGUCACCCUGAUUCCCAUUUAUCUGGCAUGUCACCAAUGUAUUCAGGGGCUGGUGCGCCUGGGUCAAUCAUUGGCCCAAGGGGAGGCCCUAGGAUGAUUGGUUUGAUGGGAAUUCCGAGAGUUAUCGGUGUGCCACCUCUUCACCGUCCUCUAAUUGGACCUGGUGCUGGAAUGGGUGGACCAAAUCCCCCACCGGCAAAGCCUAGAACAGAGGAGGAUGACAGGAAGGACAUUGAGGCAUUGCUCAAUAAGAAGACCUUCAGGGAGUUGCAAAAGUCCAAAACUGGAGAGGAGCUUUUAGAUCUUAUUCACCGGCCAACUGCUAAGGAAACUGCGGUUGCUGCAAAGUUUAAGACAAAGGGUGGUUCCCAAUUGAAGGAAUAUUGUACUCACUUGACCAAAGAAGAUUGCCGUCGUCAGUCCGGUUCCUUUAUUGCCUGUGUGAAGGUUCACUUCCGGCGCAUUAUAGCUCCACAUACUGAUACAAAUUUAGGGGAUUGCUCUUUUCUUGACACAUGCCGUCAUACCAAGACUUGUAAAUAUGUUCAUUAUGAACUUGACCAAACCCCGGAUAUGCCUCCAAUGAUGAUGGGAAAUUCUAAUCUUCCUCCCCCAAGACCGAUGAAGACUCAGCGAGCUGAAUACUGUUCAGAAGUUGAGCUUGGUGAACCUCAAUGGAUUAAUUGUGACAUACGUAAUUAUAGAAUGGACAUUUUAGGGCAGUUUGGAGUCAUCAUGGCUGACCCACCAUGGGAUAUUCACAUGGAAUUGCCAUAUGGAACCAUGGCUGAUGAUGAAAUGAGGAACUUAAAUGUUCCUGCAUUGCAGACGGAUGGUCUUAUUUUCCUUUGGGUCACAGGUCGUGCUAUGGAGCUUGGGAGGGAGUGUUUGGAACUUUGGGGAUACAAGCGUGUAGAAGAGAUAAUUUGGGUGAAAACCAAUCAACUACAACGGAUCAUUAGGACAGGACGAACAGGACAUUGGCUCAAUCAUAGUAAAGAGCAUUGUCUUGUUGGAAUAAAGGGGAACCCUGAGGUGAAUCGCAACAUUGAUACAGAUGUCAUUGUUGCUGAAGUACGUGAAACAAGUAGAAAACCUGACGAGAUGUAUCCGAUGCUGGAGAGAAUCAGCCCAAGGACAAGAAAGCUGGAACUAUUUGCUCGAAUGCACAAUACACAUGCAGGGUGGCUUUCAUUGGGAAACCAGCUAAAUGGAGUAAGGUUAGUUGAUGAAGGUCUGAGGGCAAGAUUCAAGGCAGCUUAUCCAGAUGUGGAGGUCCAACCACCUUCUCCUCCAAGAAGGGCUCCUUCCAUGGAUCCCGAAUCCAGUACCAUGCAAGCAAGAAGUCCCUUUUUUGCCGCCGCAGACUCGAAGCAGUCUACUAACAGAUUCAUGGAAGUAUCGACUCCCCCAGCUUAUGCAUUAGAAGUAAAGCCGGUGGCUAUCGAAACUGAAACGGCUGCUUAAGCUAAUCUCAUAUUUUGAAGCUUUAGGCCUCGUUUGGGACGGCUUUUUUACUGCUUCUCAAAACGACUUUUUAUUAUAAAAAUUAAAAUUUUUUUUACUAAAAAGCUAUUUUAAGAAGAGCCAGAAAGCCGCCCAAAGAAAGCCUUAGUUUUGAUUUCUGCCGGCGCUGGAAAGUGCAGAGGGUAUAGAAACUGUACUUGAACUGUUGUUUGGUAAAUAGAAGGCAUUUGGUUCAAAAAGUUUUAAGCUAUUUUGUUGUUUCUGUAAGAUUGGUGCUGAUGAAGUUGUCAUUAGCGGUGGGAGCAUAUAAGCAGUAGCUUCUGUACAAAUACAAUGUUUUGUAAGUGCUUGACUAGUUUAUUUAGUCUCGGAAAUGAACUCUGUAUACGUUAUUAUUGUAUGAGAAUGUAAAAGUUUUUUUUUUUACUGAAAAA
Messenger RNA from Dendrobium catenatum, 2783 nucleotides. RefSeq names its product probable N6-adenosine-methyltransferase MT-A70-like. Gene Ontology annotation, cellular component: RNA N6-methyladenosine methyltransferase complex. The coding region runs from base 16 to 2349 and encodes 777 amino acids. Lineage: Eukaryota; Viridiplantae; Streptophyta; Magnoliopsida; Asparagales; Orchidaceae. The transcript is spliced from 7 exons. The record is from RefSeq and is a predicted model, not a curated record.